Molecule: messenger RNA, 1317 nt
Organism: Pseudozyma flocculosa PF-1
Lineage: Eukaryota; Fungi; Basidiomycota; Ustilaginomycetes; Ustilaginales; Ustilaginaceae
Exons: 1
Coding region: 1-1317 (438 amino acids)
Biological process (GO): IMP metabolic process; 'de novo' AMP biosynthetic process
Cellular component (GO): cytoplasm
Molecular function (GO): GTP binding; adenylosuccinate synthase activity
Source: RefSeq, a predicted model, not a curated record
AUGGCGGCGAUGCCCAAGCCUGCGGACUCCAAGGGCGGCGGCAAGGCCACUGUCCUGCUGGGCGCCCAGUGGGGCGACGAGGGCAAGGGCAAGCUCGCCGACGUCCUCAGCACCCAGAUGGACGUCUGCGCCCGCUGCGCCGGAGGCAACAACGCCGGCCACACCAUCGUGGCCAACGUCAACGGCGUAAAGACCAAGUUUGACUUCCACCUGCUCCCCUCGGGCCUCGUCAACCCGCGCUGCGCCGGCUUCAUCGGCUCCGGCGUCGUCGUCCACGUCCCCUCGUUCUUCGAGGAGCUCGACAAGCUCGAGAAAAAGGGCCUCAACUGCGACGGCCGCCUCUUUAUCUCGGACCGCGCCCACCUCGUCUUCGACUUCCACCAGGUCGUCGAUGGCCUCAAGGAGGUCGAGCUCGGCGGCAGCAGCAUCGGCACCACCAAGAAGGGCAUCGGUCCGGCCUACUCGUCCAAGGCCUCGCGCUCCGGCCUCCGCGUCCACCACCUCUACGACCCGGAGCUCUUUGCCUCCAAGUUCCGCAAGCUGGUCGAGGGCCGCUUCAAGCGCUACGGCCACUUUGAGUACGACACCGAGGGCGAGAUUGCGCGCUACAAGGCCUUUGCCGAGCGCCUCCGCCCGCACAUUGUCGACGGCGUCACCUUCAUCCACACCGCCCUGUCGUCCAACCGGCGCGUGCUGGUCGAGGGCGCCAACGCCCUCAUGCUCGACAUCGACUUUGGCACGUACCCCUUUGUCACCAGCUCCUCGACCUCGAUUGGCGGCGUCUGCACCGGCCUGGGCAUCCCGCCCAACGCCAUCGGCGACGUCAUCGGCGUCAUGAAGGCCUACACGACCCGCGUCGGCAUGGGACCCUUCCCCACGGAGCUGACCGACGACAUCGGACACCACCUCCAGGAGGUCGGCGCCGAGUACGGCGUCACCACCGGACGCCGUCGCCGCUGCGGCUGGCUCGACCUGGUCAUGAUGCGCUACUCGUGCCUGAUCAACGGCUACACCAGCCUCAACCUGACAAAGCUCGACGUGCUCGACAACCUCAAGGAGCUCAAGGUGGCCGUCGGUUACACCGUCGACGGCAAGGAGCUCACCAGCUUCCCCGCCGACCUCGAGGUGCUGGCCAAGGUCGAGGUGCAGUACAAGACGCUGCCCGGCUGGGAGGGCGACAUCUCCAAGGCGACCACGUUUGACGAGCUGCCGCAGACCUGCCGCGACUAUGUCGACUUUAUCGAGAGCUUCCUCAGCGUCAAGAUUGAGUGGAUCGGCGUUGGCCCUGCGCGGGAGUCGAUGAUCCACCGCGCCUGA